AUGUUCCGAACGCUGGACUAUGGCAGACAAUCCAUUUCGUCUCCUUUAACAGUUGCACUUAGGCUCGUAGUCCUCACCGUGAGAGCGAAAACGGAGACAAAAACCCACCAGAAAACGGAGACAAAAACCCACCAGAAAACGGGGACAAAAACCCACCAGAAAACGGGGCAAAAACCCAAACAGAAAACGGGGCAAAAACCCAAACAGAAAACGGGGGCAAAACCCAACAGAAAACGGAGACAAAAACCCAUCAGAAAACGGGAACAAAAACCCAUGAGAAAACGGGAACAAAAACCCAACAGAAAACGGGGACAAAAACCCAUCAGAAAACGGGAACAAAAACCCAUCAGAAAACGGGGACAAAAACCCACCAGAAAACGGGGGCAAAACCCAACAGAAAACGGGAACAAAACCCACCAGAAAACGGGGGCAAAACCCAACAGAAAACGGGAACAAAAACCCACCAGAAAACGGGGGCAAAACCCACCAGAAAACGGGGACAAAAACCCAACAGAAAACGGGAACAAAACCCACCAGAAAACGGGGGCAAAACCCAACAGAAAACGGGAACAAAAACCCAUCAGAAAACGGGGACAAAAACCCAACAGAAAACGGGGACAAAACCCAGCAGAAAACGGGGACAAAACCCAACAGAAAACGGGGACAAAACCCACCAGAAAACGGGGGCAAAAACCCAACAGAAAACGGGGAACAAAACCCAAACAGAAAACGGGGACAAAAACACACCAGAAAACGGGGGCAAAAACCCAACAGAAAACGGGGACAAAACCCAACAGAAAACGGGGACAAAACACACCAGAAAACGGGGAAAACGGGGACAAAAACCCACCAGAAAACGGGGGCAAAAACCCACCAGAAAACGGGGGCAAAAACCAACCAGAAAACGGGGACAAAAACCCACCAGAAAACGGGGGCAAAAACCCACCAGAAAACGGGGACAAAAACCCACCAGAAAACGGGGAAAACGGGGACAAAAACCAACCAGAAAACAGGGACAAAAACCCACCAGAAAACGGGAACAAAACCCACCAGAAAACGGAGACAAAAACCCACCAGAAAACGGGGAACAAAACCCAAACAGAAAACGGGAAACCGGUUGACAGGAGCGCACCUCAGACCUCCUCCCAAGACAUCCGCAUGACGAGAGAGUCCUUCGGGAUCGCAAAUCAGGAUCUUCCGUCAAAGCAGCGACGUCUACGAGAGUGUAAGGAAGCCCGAAAGCCCAGGAUCCGUUUUCUCCGAAGUGGCUGUUUAAAAGUCGCCCCGUGA
Molecule: messenger RNA, 1290 nt
Organism: Penaeus chinensis
Lineage: Eukaryota; Metazoa; Arthropoda; Malacostraca; Decapoda; Penaeidae
Product: S-antigen protein-like
Exons: 4
Coding region: 1-1290 (429 amino acids)
Source: RefSeq, a predicted model, not a curated record